CCGGGGGCGGGGCGGCCGGGGCGGCGGCCGGGGGCGCCCGCUCCUCCCCCUGCGGGCGGCCGGGCUGGCGGGGCCGAGCCCCCUGCGCGCGGCACAUGGGGAGCCUGACGGAGGCGGUGGCCGCGGACGGCGGCGCUUCAGCGGCGCGCUCGGCGGGGCCCCCUCCCACUCCCCUUCCCCUGUCUUCCACCUCCCUCGGGUGCACGGCUACCAUGGCGUCCAGCGAGGAGGACGGCACCAACGGCGGCGCCUCGGAAGCGGGCGAGGAGAAGGCGGCCACCGGCAAGAGGAGGCGCCUCGGCUUGUUGGCCACUGUCUGGCUCACCUCCUACAACAUCGCCAUGACCGCGGGGUGGUUGGUUUUAGCUAUUGCCAUGGUACGUUUUUAUAUGGAAAAAGGAACACACAAAGGUUUAUAUAAAAGUAUUCAGAAGACACUUAAAUUUUUCCAGACAUUUGCCUUGCUUGAGAUAGUCCACUGUUUAAUUGGAAUUGUACCUACUUCUGUGAUUGUGGCUGGGGUCCAAGUGAGUUCAAGAAUCUUUAUGGUGUGGCUCAUUACUCACAGUAUAAAACCAAUCCAGAAUGAGGAGAGCGUGGUGCUUUUUCUGGUCGUGUGGACUGUGACAGAGAUCACUCGCUAUUCCUUCUACACAUUCAGUCUUCUCGACCACUUGCCAUACUUCAUUAAAUGGGCCAGAUAUAAUUUUUUUAUCAUCUUAUAUCCCGUCGGAGUUGUUGGUGAACUUCUUACAAUAUAUGCUGCCUUACCAUAUGUGAAGAAGACGGGCAUGUUUUCGAUAAGACUUCCUAAUAAAUACAAUGUCUCUUUUGACUACUACUAUUUUCUUCUUAUAACCAUGGCCUCAUAUAUACCAUUGUUCCCACAACUGUAUUUUCAUAUGUUACGCCAAAGAAGAAAGGUGCUUCACGGAGAGGUGAUUGUAGAAAAGGAUGAUUAAAUGAUGCCCGUUAACAAGAGAGAAAGAAUGUGUGUGUGAGUCGGGGGAGGGGUGGAGGGAGAGGGAGAGAGAAUCCCAAGAAGACUCUCCGCGCGGCACAGAGCCAGAUGCAGGGCUCAAUCUCCCGACCCUGAGAUCAUGACCUGAGCCGAAAUCAAGAGUCAGUCGCUUAAUGGACUGAGCCACCCAGGAGCCCCAUGAAGGCCCUUAAAUCAUCUUGCCUGCUCCGUAAGGCCCUCCCACUGUCUGAGGGCAAGCAGCCUUGAACUACAAUUACAAGAUCCCUAGAGAAAUUCCUGACCUUUGGAGCAGGGACAGCAAUCUCUCAUCUGACCUACCAACUGACUGAUGGUAAUCACAUCGACUCUUUGAACCGUAAGAGGUACAGUGACUAAACUUUGGCAUGUGAAUGCAUCCCAUGGCCUUAAACUCUCAGACACCCCCUUCCUUGGCUUGAGCUUUGUGCUAGAAAACUCACCUAUGUCUGCCGAGCACCCACCUGCUCUCAUUAGCCCCAGAGUGGUCAACCACUGAUGCUCCUUCUUCCGUAGGAUACUGGGUAGGAUAUUUUCAAAUGUUGACAUGUUAAUUUGACACCAAAAUUACGAGUUUUUGAUGAGGUGGAAAAAAAAAUCUAAACGGGAAGAAGAGUGAUGACAGAUGAGAAAACAGAACAGUUUUCAUUGAAGGAGAGAGACUAGCAUCAGGAUUAUCUGCAGGGGAGCUACAAAGUUCUACCUUGGAAUUUUGGCCCGACCGAGCUCCAACUUCCCAGCGAAUUCUUUGCUAAAACUAAUGAGAAAUCCUCACACUGAAAGUCAGGAGGUAGUAAAGGUGGCUACUCUAACCAAUAUAUUCAAAGUGUCCGCAGGUUACUGUCAAGCCAAAAAUGGGUUGGUGUGCUACUCGCCGCCAGCAGUGACUCGGGGACCCGGGCUCCCCCUAGCUCACUGUUCCACGCAUCACAUAUGGCUUUCCCGGGUGCCUGUGCCUGUCUGUCUCUAUCGAGCUCGUGGAGCCACGGAGAAACACAGAGUCACAUGUGGGACGUUUUUAUGGCCCAGAUGUGGCAGUGACUGCUGUUCCAUUAGUCCCAUAGUCAGAGCCAAUUGUGAAGGACGCUGGUGCCCAAAGAGAAGAGGAGACAAGUCGUUGAGGAACUUUCUUAUUUCUCAAAGGAAAAUUUGCUUUCACUGUAAGGUUUCUAUGGACCUAUUUACAAAGGGUCCCCAUUUUUAUUUUUAAAACAUAUUCUUUAAAAAUCAAAGAAAAUUGGGAGGAAACAGCCCAUAAGUCCACUCUAUAAUUUCAUAUAUUUGUAAUCACAAAAUUUUUUUCCUGAUCUCAUUUUUAGAUCUAUGCAUAGCGAUUAUUAUUAUCAUUUAAAAUAGUGAUAUCGUACUUCAUGGGACUGAUUACUUACAUCUUUUACCCUUUUUGGAUAUUAAUCUGACUCUAGACUUUUCCUUUUCCACCACUUUAAGUAAGGCUGAAGUGAGCAACUUCUAGCAGAUAAUAUUUUCAUCUAUUACAGUGUUUUUUUAUAAUUAUAUGAUUGUGUUAUUGUAAAAAUAAUUCUGAAGUGAACACAUUUCAGCAGAUACUUUUUGCUUCUAUUGAACUCUUUCCUUAGAAUAAAUAUUGAUCAGCUGCAUUACUGGGUUCAAUGGUAUGACUGUUUUAAUAAUUCUGGAUGCAGUUUUUUAUCAUGUUACUUUUCCAGAAGUAUAUACUUCUGGAAUAUUAUUCAGCGCUAUUAAUGUUACCCUUUUAUUCUGACCUCACCAACAUUUAUAAAAUGUUUUCUCAAACUAAUUCUGGUACUUCAGAACUGUCUUAAUGUUGAUUCCUAAGAGGCACAUUUUUGUGUCUGUGAGAUUCAUGAUGUUUUCCUGAUACAUCUGAAAGAGCUGUUUAUCUGGUAGAGAUACUUAUCUUUUGUCUGUUAGUUUGAAUUGCAAUUUCUUUUCCUCUCCAUUGUGUCUUGUGAUUAUAGAUUUCCCACACCCCCUCCCCAGGGGACACAAGGACUUGGGUGGACACAAACUUUACAUUUUCCUUUGUGAUGUUUUUAUUAUUUGAGACCAUAGAAAUCCAUAUAGAGUAGGAUCUGUUUGGGGCUUUGUGUUUUUUUUCCUAAUUUUUUAUUGUUAUGUUAAUCACCAUACAUUACAUCAUUAGUUUUUGAUGUAGUGUUCCAUGAUUCAUUGUUUGUGCAUAACACCCAGUGCUCCAUGCAGAACGUGCCCGCUUUAAUACCCAUCACCAGGCUAACCCAUCCUCCCACCCCCCUCCCCUCUAGAACCCUCAGGUUGUUGGGGCUUUGUUUUAUUCCAUUGGUCUGCAUGUUUAUUUUUGUGGAAAUUCAGCACAGUAGGUAAUUGAAAGGUAAUCAGAGGUAGGGUAUGGGUCAUAGGAUGAAGGAAGAAAUUGACCACUUAAUUUUUUGCAUUCAAUUUUCUUAUUGGGUUGAUUGUCAAAGAACAGAGGAGUGUGUAGGAGUGUCUGUGUGUCCUGUGACAGGAAAAAGGGGAGGUAAGGAAGGACAAAGGGAAGAAGUGAUGAGACAUUGUGGGGUUUGGGACAGAUGGAGUAGCUGGUAAAUUGUUUGGGGUUCAUGCAACCAUGAUUGUACAUUUCCAUAUUGACUUCAUGGAUUCCAAGCAGCUUCUGAAUGGUCAUACUUUGUAUUUGAUUCUUAAUAUCUGAUUUAAACAAGGUUUCAAAAUGAAUCAUUCACAGCAAUGAACUAAAUUCAAAUUCUCAUAUUUUUUCCUAAAACAAAUCUAGCCAACAACCUAGAGAGGUAUUAAAAUUAAAACCCAAAAAGGCUAUCAGGAUGGUAGCCAUGCAAUGUUUAAUAAAAUAGUUUUGUUUUUCAAGAAACAUGGAAUAAAUGACUUUUAAAAUAAACACUGAAAAAAUUGUGUGCAGAAUUCAUUAUUCCUUAUGCUGAAAGACAAAAAAGAAUUACUUCAAGUGAAAAGAAAUUUAUAGUUCAGUUAUGAGAAUGCAUUGUGAAGUAGAAUUGUAGCUGCUUGAGAGUUAUUUGCAUUUAUAAUGAAGGGAAUUUGGAAGUAAAGCACCAUGGACUUGAUCUACUCAAUGUUGUGAUCAUUCUUAACACUCUCCAGAUUUCUUGAUAAUAUAAAACUUGAUUGCAGCAGAAUUAUUGGAAGUAUAUGGAAUCUGGACAGAGUCCAGAAUCUAGUAGAGUCUGGAAAAACAAAGAAAUCCUUUCGUAUGGUGAAUAUAUAUAGGCAUGAUACAAACAACCCUUCAUCUAUUUAUUCUAGUUCAUGGUCUGAUCAUAUCCCCUGCCAAAGCUUUUCUGGGAAGCUGUAAGGAGAAAAUGAUUUGUUGGCCUAGCUUCCGACUUGACUUCAUGCCUCUGUGGGGGAUCACUUUACAUUUCCUUAAUUGCUGGGACAGCUUGUAUGGUUGGCAGUUGUUUGAAUUGAGAAAUAGAUUUUAAUGAACUACAGUUUCUUUUGCUCAGCUGGAAUUGAAGUAGUCAUAGACUAAAUUAACAGCCAUGGUCAAAGCUAAGAUAACAGCUGUGUCACAGAAAAGGAAAGGUAAGGUUUUGCACUACUAUAUUAGGAU
Molecule: messenger RNA, 4568 nt
Organism: Mirounga angustirostris (Northern elephant seal)
Lineage: Eukaryota; Metazoa; Chordata; Mammalia; Carnivora; Phocidae
Gene: HACD1
Product: 3-hydroxyacyl-CoA dehydratase 1
Exons: 8
Coding region: 96-962 (288 amino acids)
Biological process (GO): sphingolipid biosynthetic process; very long-chain fatty acid biosynthetic process; fatty acid elongation
Cellular component (GO): endoplasmic reticulum membrane
Molecular function (GO): 3-hydroxyacyl-CoA dehydratase activity
Source: RefSeq, a predicted model, not a curated record